AUAUUGCUGCAACAACCGAGAGCACCUCUGGAAGGCGUUUCUGCGCACUUUUCGAAUGUGUAUUGCACCAUCUUGAAGGAAAUCAGAGGACCUGAGAUAUCCAACCUUCCUGGGUAGACGUCACAAGAGCUGCUGGACCCAUUCUCCUCAAACUCGGCCGCGAAACAAAAUGGCGGUGUUUUGGAGCUAUUUUCGAGAUUUCGUCGGGGCAAAGAAAAUCGAGGAUUAAACCGAAUCCAAAAUUCUUUUUUGCAGAAGUAUUUCAAAUAACAAGUAGAUUCGUUUUAGUGAAACAAUAAUUCUGGGGUUAGGUGCACUUAAAUUCUCCAUACCGACUACAGCUCAUUUCCUUUGAACUUAGUUGUGACAAUUUCGUAUUACAUCGAGAGACAGUGCAGGGAAAUGUUCAAAAACUCUCAAUCUUUUUCACAUGAGGCUUUGUUUUAUUUAUAUUAAUUCCAAGUUCAUAGUUAUUCGUGCAACUUACACGAUAUUAAACUUUCCUUGGGAAAGUUAAAAUGUAACAAUAUUGCAAUAAUAUUAAAUAAUAUGCAGCUGUCUUCACUGAAAGUUGCAUAUUUUACAAAAUUGGCAUGAAAGGAGAAAAACAAUUCUUUAAGCACGACAUAUUGAGAAAGUAUGCAACCAUAUCCACCACUAUUACAACGAUAUUGCUACAAUAUUAAAUAAUAUGCAGCUAUCUUCAGGGACAGUUGCAUAUUUUACAAAAUUGAAAGGAGAAAAACAAUUCUAUAAACAUGACACAAUCUUCAACUCUCCUUGAGAAAGUAUGCAACAACAUGCAACACUAUCACGGCAAUAUUGCAACAACAUUCAAUAAUAUGCAACUUUCUUCAGCGAAAGUUGCAUAUUUUACAAAACUGAAAGGUGAAAAACAAUUCUAUAAACAUGACCGACAUCAACAGAAGAAACAAAGGAAUCGCCAAGUUAAAAAAUCAGUUUACCCAACAGUGAUUUCUCUAAGAUUUGAAUGCAAAUAAAAUGAGUUAAGUUAAAUUGUUUACUUCGAAAUCAUUUACUCAUGUUUUCGUAAUUUUAAACUGUGCGAACGCAAAUGCUUUCAAAAUAUUUUCGGCGCAUAACAGCUUUUUUAAUCGUUAAAACUCGAGUUCUCACACCAAAACAGGCGGCAAUGAUUGUACAGUGAGAGCAACUAUCAAAAUAUAUAUCAUAAUCAAUCGAAUUUUCAUUGCUGCGUUCGCUGCAUCUCAGUUUUCGAUGCACACCGGCUAACAUAUGAAGCGAUCUUUUGUCGGAAGAGUGUUCACUAGUCAUUUUUACCAAUAAGAUUCUGCAGGAAAAAGUAAUAAUGAUAAUCCGUUAUGAACACGACAGAUCAAAUUAAUACGAUGCGCAGUUUACUCUCGGACUGCGUAAGUAGCGCGAUCUCCUUUUUCAAAAUAUUUUGAAUACUACGCAAUGAAUAAACGAGUAAUCGUCAAUAAAACAAGAUAUGGUAAACAAGAACGGUUUUCGAAAAAAAAAAAAGCAGCAGUCUCUGUUUAAAACUAACGUACUAUUUUUGCGCUAGUUUUCAAUAUCACGAACUGCGUGGUAAGCAAAAAAAGCCGUUAUUCUGAACGCCUGGUUUACGACAGAAUUACAUUUGAAACAGACUGUUGCCUAGAAUAGCAACCAAAAAAUGUUUAUCUAAAUUUUUGCGCGCGCAAAAACAAGUACGUUCACAUGUGGGCGAACUGGCGGCGAACUGUAUAAUUCUAAUGAUAAAAAACAUAUAUAUCCAUUUCCAAAUGUACGACAUAGCUUUAAAACACCAAAUGAAAUAGUGCGUGAUAGUUUUGUUCAAGCAAUCUCAAUUUAUGCCAGAUUAUUACUGGGUAUGCUCGAGAAUACCGGGUUAUAUUGACUGUGCUGAAGGUAUCUCCUUUAUUUGAAGCACUAGAUGACAGAUAAAUUGUGAGAUAUGAGGGGUAUAUUGUCCGAGUGGGUGAUAUGCAAAAUACUAUGUCAGAACGAGUACAUUGUAUUAGCGAUAAGCUGACAGAGUUGAUUUAAAUUGAUAUACUUAGAAAAAAAAAUGUGCAUCGCUUCCACCAGGAUGUGUACUUUCGAUUUCUUGCACAAAUACUGGCAACAAAUAAAUAACAUUUGCGCUUUUGGAAAACAAAGGUUGUUUCAAAUAUGAAAGGCCACUUGAGAUAACUAUAUUCUGUUUCCUUUAUUCUCUUCAAUGUACCAUUGAAAAAAAAAAAUCACGUUUUUUUAUUUAUUCACCACACUACGUAGGUAAAUACGAGAAUUGACGCACAUUUGAGUCAACAUUUACUCGUGUCACUCAUCUUAUCUCCCUGCCGUGCGACAUUGGCAUAUCAAGAUUAGGUUAUUCGGUCACGUUGUGAAAGUUUGCAAGUUUGCGAAGAUAAAACUAAAAGGGUUGUGGUAUUGUAACUCUACCAUUGCUGUCAACCGAGGCUUUGCCUGAAGCCAAUGAUGGUAUACGUUGAUCAAAAGAGACCUCCCUGAUUGCUUUUAAGGAACUUUUUAAUUCGUUCUCAAGCGUCCGGAUUUACGUAACGUCAACUCUCGAACAAAAGAAGAGUAAUCUCGCUUUUAUAUCAGAACCGCUGGAGCCGAUGUGUUGCUGUGCACAACGUACCGAUAGAAAUAGCUUGCAUUGUCUACAAUUUUGAUACCGCGACUGUGCGCGGAACAACUGCAAGGGAAACGAGCUGAAGAAGAAGUGUAAUCUAUUUUUUUUACUGAGAACGCAAAUGGCCAAAAGAAUGGGGCGCUUAAAGGACCGAGUUUUCUCCAAGCUCCGUCGUCCUUUUCAUUACAAGAGGGUUCACAAGAACAAAGAUGACCUUGAAGAAUCUGUGAUAAACAGCAGUGAAUGCGCCCGAACCCACUGCGAAACAACAAGCAAGGGAACUGUGACCUACAGCUAUCUUAAACCUGAUCACAACCAUCGUAACAACAACUCAGAGUGUCCGUGUUUUCAGAAAGGACUAUUCUCUCUUGAGGAAACUGAACUCGAGAACCUCAACGAGCACAGGAAAACCGCCGAGGCUGACGAGGAAGAAGAACUAGUCGCACAAACGAAGCAAUUGCCACCGCAAACUCGAAGGCGUUCCUCAGCUUUUCAAAAACUUAUCAACUGGGUGAAGCCGGAGAACAGAAGACACGCAAUUUGCGAGCAAAUGGAAAGAGAGAUUGAGACGAGAGGAGUGAGUUUGCGGCAGUAUCGAAAAUUCUUGGCCACGACUUACAUCUUGUAUGAUCUGAAAAUGCUCUGAUUAACAAAGGAUUUGACGAUCCAUACUACAAGGAAAGAGUGAGAACAUUGUGAGAUUAAUAGGAACGCUGUAUGACGGAAAGCUGACAGAAAAGUGAAAACUUCAAAUACGAACACAGCGUCGAAAUGUAAGGCGCACAUUUAAUAAGCUAGUAAAGCUUCUAGAUUAGUCCGAUAAUAAUUCCAGGUGAAAUGUCAGGAAAGCGACCGAAUGGUCAAAUUUAAUUUUGAAAACAUUUCGGGUAAUUCAUUUCAAAUUACAAAGCGGAAGAGUCGGAAAUUUUAAAACAAAGAAAAAAAAAAAGAGUGCAAGCAAAAUCUGAAAAAUUAAUCAUCGUAAAAAAAA
Messenger RNA from Orbicella faveolata, 3623 nucleotides. RefSeq lists its product as uncharacterized. The record is from RefSeq and is a predicted model, not a curated record. Lineage: Eukaryota; Metazoa; Cnidaria; Anthozoa; Scleractinia; Merulinidae.